AUGUUGACUGUCUUGGAGCUGCCCAGCGCAAGCGCAAGCGCCACCCCACCUCGCAUCAAUGGCCCCCGCCCCUCCCCCGCCACCCAGCCUCUCUGGCAAGGCGCGCGCGAGGCCGAAGCGCCGUCUGCACCAGGCCCGGGGCUCCGACGACAACGCUGGGCGUCGCAAGGCGCCCCGCCUGCGCCUCGUCCACGGCGAGGAGGGCGCGCCUCCGAGAUACAACUUCCCGGUCAUCGACCCCACCGCCGACGACGGCGCGGCUCUGGUUCCAGGCGUCCACGCCAGCCCAGGUCUGGACGGGCAGUACGACCAGAUGUACGACAGCGGGGCGGGUCACCGGGAUUUGUCGCCAAGAACGGCGAGGACGAGCGGUCGCGGGGACAGGGUAUGGACCUGGAUAAGGAGUUCGCCAAGAACGGCGAGGACGAGCUGUCGCGGGGACAGGGGCUGGACCUGGACCUGAACGGGGAGUUCGCCAAGAACGGCAAGGACGAGCUGUCGCGGGGACAGGGGCUGGACCUGGACCUGGACCUGAACGGGGAGUUCGCCAAGAACGGCAAGGACGAGCUGUCGCGGGGGACAGGGGCUGGACCUGGACCUGGACCUGAACGGGGAGUUCGCCAAGAACGGCAAGGAGCUCAUCCCCAACGCCGGCAAGGAGGAAGCGGUGUCACGCGUCCACACCGGCGCUUCAGCUAGCGACCUUGAUAAGAAAAGACCAACGCAGAGCUUCUGUGGGAACUCAAGUGUGAUCUCUUUGAGGAAUAUGAUGUGAUGCUCGUGUUGCUUGAAAGAAUCAGCGUGCUGACCGAGGAUUUGCGGUACUGCUCCGACAAGGUUACAGCUGCUAAAAAGGAUGAGAUUGCUGCCGCAUGGAAGUCGAUACGGGAUCAUAGGACGGUAUGUAGCGAAAUCAUCCAGAAGACCCGCCAAGCAAAGGGCACCAUCUACCCGAUUCCGGAGAUGUUUCUGGAGUGAACUGUUAGGGGUGCAGAUGCAACACUAGACAGUACAGGUGACAACAAUAGACAGAGAGUAGAUAGUCCAGACGUCAACAUUUCAGUUGACCCAUACGUUAUUCUUUCCUUUCUUAAGGUGUGCAAAUAGAUAGACAUGGAUCAUAUGCUGCUGCAGCAGUCAACUAUGCGAGUUCUGCUAGGAUCCUGCUUACGGAUUUUUUUUGUUGAUGCAUGAUGCUAUUAGUUGCAUCACUGCAUUGCCGUUCUGUUAUUAGUUCAGAGCCAUGAUUCUUGAUU
Molecule: messenger RNA, 1256 nt
Organism: Hordeum vulgare subsp. vulgare (domesticated barley)
Lineage: Eukaryota; Viridiplantae; Streptophyta; Magnoliopsida; Poales; Poaceae
Product: translation initiation factor IF-2-like
Exons: 4
Coding region: 1-699 (232 amino acids)
Source: RefSeq, a predicted model, not a curated record